AUGCCGCCCCCGCCAGACCCGGCUCCGGUCGCUGAACCCGCCCCCAAAAGCGAGGCCGCCCGCGCAUCUCUCAGGAGGAGAAGGACAGGAGGGCAGCUGAGAGGAGCGCCUGGCGGCGGAGAGAAGGCCAAGCGGGAGGCGGACAAGGCGGCGAAGGAGGCCGAGAAGGCACGCAUACGCGAGGAGAGGCGGCUAAGAGGGAGGCAGAGGCGACGCAGGAGGGCUCGCUGCCGAAGGGAGUCGAUGAUGAUCGACGAGCUGCGGUCUAGCAGCCCCGCGCACUCGAGUCCGCUCGCAGCAGAGCCGGAGAAGACAUCGCGCAAACCCGUCUCUACACGCAAACGCGCUGCAUCAACUCGGAAAGCUGCUUCGCAAUCGCAAUCUCAGUCGCAUCCAGAGAGUUCGCAGCCGCAGGCUCAGCCCGAGCCCGAGCCCAAAUCCCAACCAGAGUCCCAGACGCAAGACACCGUCCCGAACUCGGACCCGCUCUUCCUCCCGAGCAGCAGCCAAGUCCCCUGGACCCCGCUCGCCCCCGGCCCCACUUCCACACCGGCCGCCGCCGCGCCGCCUCCCUUCCGGCUCCGCCCCUGGCUGAGGGACGCGCCUUUCCGGCGGCUGUCCGAUAUCGCGACCCAGGCGCUGUUCACGCCGUUCGCGCUUACGCCCGUCGCGAAGGACGCGCCAUGGUCGGCUAAGAAAGCGGCGGAGAAGGCGGGGGAGUCGGAUGACGAUGACAGUGAUGACGAUGAUGAGGACGAGGAGGACGAGGAUGAGGGGGGAGGGGCGAAGAAGUCGCACAUCCCGCAGGACAGGCGUGCGGGCGCGGGCGUGCAGAAAAAGAAGACGAGCGGGCUGGCCUCGUUCUCGAAGUGA
Molecule: messenger RNA, 873 nt
Organism: Fomitopsis serialis
Lineage: Eukaryota; Fungi; Basidiomycota; Agaricomycetes; Polyporales; Fomitopsidaceae
Exons: 3
Coding region: 1-873 (290 amino acids)
Source: RefSeq, a predicted model, not a curated record